Molecule: messenger RNA, 975 nt
Organism: Colossoma macropomum (tambaqui)
Lineage: Eukaryota; Metazoa; Chordata; Actinopteri; Characiformes; Serrasalmidae
Gene: dmrt2b
Product: doublesex and mab-3 related transcription factor 2b
Exons: 4
Coding region: 1-975 (324 amino acids)
Biological process (GO): sex differentiation; regulation of transcription by RNA polymerase II
Cellular component (GO): nucleus
Molecular function (GO): DNA-binding transcription factor activity, RNA polymerase II-specific; RNA polymerase II cis-regulatory region sequence-specific DNA binding
Source: RefSeq, a predicted model, not a curated record
AUGACAGCAAAAAAAAAAAAUCUUUUAAAAAGCGAGGAUGAGGAGGUCGACGUGGAGACCGUCGAGGCGAAGCGGAGGCCGAGCCGGAGCCCGAAGUGUGCGCGCUGUCGGAACCACGGCGUGGUAUCCCGCCUGAAGGGCCACAAGCGGCUGUGCCGGUGGCGGGACUGCCGCUGCGCUAACUGCGCGCUGGUGGUGGAGAGGCAGCGGGUGAUGGCGGCGCAGGUGGCCCUCAGAAGGCAGCAGGCGGCCGAGGGUAAGAAGAGUCAGAGGAGUGCUUCUUUCCUCCGUCGCUCAGCGUACCAGUGCUACAGCAGGGCACCCAGUCUUCUGGCAAAGAGCAUUCUGGAGGGCUACAAGCCCCCAGUGCUGGAGGACUGGCCGAAGAGACUCCACUACCCUCCACUGAGCGUGAGGAUGAGGAAGAGGAGAGCAUUUGCUGAUAAAGAGCUGGAGAGUGUGAUGCUGGAACGAGAGAUGAGGCAGAGAGAGAUGGAGGAGCUCCCUGAACUCGUCUUCCUUCAGGCUACUAUAUCUCCUGCCCCUUCCCCAUGUUUCUGCUCACUGUCCGACACCAACUUGUCCAGUCACUUACCCAUGUACAAAUCCAGUCCACUGCUGUUUGAGUGUGAUCUUCACUGCCAUACACAAGAGUUUAAACUCAGCUCUCUAGAGCAGUGUCAAAGGGGGGACAUUCUCACACAAAGCUGCCAUCUUCAAACAGCAAAAGACUGGGAAACUUGCAGUGAGAGGGACUCAUGUCUGGAAUCUUUUCCGCUGCCCUCAUUUCAAAGCUCUCAGUAUUACUGUAGCGAAAACUCAGGUGUCAACACAGAACAGACCGUGCCAGAAAAUGUCACUGCUGACUCGUCUAGCGGCGUGCCAAACCGUGUUGCUGCUGACAGACUGGAUAUCGCGUCAAAGCGAGAUGGUGCCCUUUCUCUGAUUGAGGCAAAGGUGCUGUCACAGGGCUGA